Chlamydomonas reinhardtii is the source of this 6944-nucleotide messenger RNA. RefSeq lists its product as uncharacterized. Lineage: Eukaryota; Viridiplantae; Chlorophyta; Chlorophyceae; Chlamydomonadales; Chlamydomonadaceae. The transcript has 5 exons. The record is from RefSeq and is a predicted model, not a curated record. The coding region runs from base 865 to 4056 and encodes 1063 amino acids.
CUUCACAUACAUACUUCGCUUAUGACUUGCUGGCCAAGUGGGAAGGCGAUAUGAGCUCGUCUAUUGUCGGCUUUGGCAGGUUUUGAUGCUAGCACGGUCGAGCCGAAAUGCGCCAAUCCCCCCCCCCAGCAGGGCACAUGCGAAGCCCUUCAGCACUUUCGCGACCGGCGGGGUUCCAUGAGCAGCCAUUUCCUCCACGCUUCAUCAUGUCAUGCCCAUUAUUGACUACAUGUAGCUGCUAGGAGUCUCUACAGGGCUAAAAGCAGCUACACUUACUCCUCACCGGGCACCCAAAGGCUCAAUCGCUGACAAAUAUCGCGAAGUACAUGCACCCAUGACUCCACUGCAAGCCCGCACGCACACAGUCUCCGGGCACUUUCAUGCUGGUGAAACGCAAAGCACCUGACGUCCGAAAACCUCUACACGGCACAUGCUGACCGAUAAAGCGCGGUCGGGCCCCGCAGCCUAAGGCGGGCCGUAUGCCCGUGCGUAGCCAUGUGACUCCACUGUGCAACGCCAAAUUCCAAUCUGAUGCCCGGAUUACUCUAUGCGUCGCAUUUGCCGGCAUGACAACAAGUUGUUCAACAGCGCUUUGCUGCACUUUCGCGCGCAGUAAGGUUUCAGGAUAUUUAGGAGGCCGGACGCACCGGUCAAAGACGCCUGCCAUUUCCCAUACUAAUAUCAAUCCCAGCGCGCUCUCUGGCUGGCGGGGCUUGCAUACGGUCGCAUUUUUUCAGUGAACCGCUGCUCGCCCGCAAGCAACUGAACCGCGACGGUCGCGUGGCACCGCGCGGCCGCGACCGGACCAACGCCGGUCACACUGCUGCCCGACCAGCGUUAGUCAAGACAGGCGCCGGCGCCGGCAUGCAGCUGUGCGCAUCUGGCCUCGCAUGGCAGCAGCUGCAGCAUGCGCCAGACGGCGCGGCGGACGGCUACUGCGGGAGCAGCUACUGCCAACGCAACAAGCAGGUUCAAGCGCUUGGACACAACUGUCAUCACGGAGUCGGCAGUAGCAACAGUUCCUGGUGGCGGCAGGAGGUUGCGGCGCCAGCAGCAGCUGUCGCCAGCGGUACGGCAGCGGUGCCAGCGCACUGUGGCUACUACUGCAGCAGCGGCCAUGUCGUCGUGUGUGGUCCCGCCGUGAUGCCGACGCAGCAGCGCCCGGGGCAUCGCCACACCCACAGCGCCAGCCCGUGCGCCGCCGCCGCAGCAGCAGCAACUGCUGCCGCCUCUACCGUGGACGGCUACAGCAGCGGCGGUGUCCACCAUUCGGCACCGCCGGCGGCGGCGGCGCCCGCGCCCUCACUUCCGCCGCCGCCCUUGUGGAUGGCUGCUGGUGCGGCUGCCGCCUCGCCACCGCCGCCGCCCGGCGGCACGGCCCCGCCGCCCGCCGGCGGCACGGCCCCGCCGGCCUGCCCCUUCCCCUCCUCCUCCCCGCCGCCGCCCUCCUGCCCUUCCCACUCCUCGGCGCUGCUGCUGCUGCACCACCUGUUUGAGCACUACCUGCAGCAGGUGCAGCUGAGUCAGGCGCUGUGCGGGCGGCUGCAAGGCAUGAUCUUGCAGGCCGCGAGCAUCCAACUCAAGAUUGAGACCGGCAUCCGACAGCUGGAGGACAGGGCUGCGGCGGCGGAGGGCCGCCCGGCUAGGCAAACCCUGGCUGACACGUGCUGGGGAGGGCUGCACGGCAGUAGCGGCGGCGCAGAGCUCAUUCACCUGCUCCUGUUAGUUGAAGGCGGCUCCAUGGGUGGCACCAAAGGCAGCAGCAGCAGCAGCGCUGAUGCCGGCAUGUGGGAGCAGCAGUUGCAGAGACUGCAGGCCCACCAAUUCCAGCAGCUGCGGCAGCUGCAGUCGGCUGUAGCUGCUACUGCGGCGGCGGCGGCGGCUGAUGAUGAGGCUGCUACUACUGCCGGCAAGCAGGGGCGGCAGGGGCGGCGUGAGCCGCAGCAGCAGGGCGCGCCGCAAGGCACUGCCACUGCUGACGCUGCUGCUGCUGCCCGUUUUGCGCUGCUGGCAGCAUCGGCUGCUGCUGCGGCAUCCGGUGCUGACACGGCGGACGACAUCAUGACGGACUUGUUUGAUGAUGAGGACGAUCACGAGGAAGGAGGCGGCGUUGAUGAAGAGCAGGACACUGAUGAUGAUGAUGACAUUGUUGCGGAUGGCCAGGAGGGACAGCAGGCGGAGGCGGCGGAGGCCGCCUGGCACCUUCUCUCGCAUCAGCAACAGCAACAGCAGGGCAGCUUUAGCAGCUUCGGAUCCGCGCCGCCGGCGCCCUUCGGCGGCGUCGCCUGUCCCACCAUCAACUACGGAGCCGUACGCAGCGUGUCACCCCUGGGCCUGCUGCAACCGGGGUCGGCCUCAGCGGCACCCCCCGCAGUGGCGGCGGCGGCAGGUAUGCGUUCCUCAUCCACCGCGUUGGUAGGCGUGGAGGCCGGCGGCGGCGGAUUUGCGCAAGAGAUGCCCGCACCGGCGGCUGGCGCCGCCGCCGCCACCAAUGCGCCGGCUCCAGCGGAGGCGAACUCCGCCGCCGCCCCAGACGCCGCCUGGAGGGACGGCUGCAGCAGGGGCAAGUCAUCAGCGCUGGCAGAGGUGUCAGCUGCACAGGCUGGAGCCGUGGUGGUGAGUGACGCGUUGGCUGCUACUGCAGUGCAGCAGCCGGCGAUGCAGCGGCAGCAGCAGCAGCAGCUGCCGCAGCAGCAGCUGGAACAGCAGCAGCAGCAGCAGCAGCAGCUGCGGGAGCAGGAGCGCAAUAAGCUGCAGGAGCAGAUGCGGCAGCACCUGUUGCGGCAGCAGGAGGAGCAGCAGCAGCUGUUGCUGCAGCGGCAAAUGCUCUUGCAACAGCAUCAGAUGUCGCGGCAGCAGCAAGAGCUCUCUGUGCAGCAGCAGCAGCAGCAGCAGCAGCGGUUCAGCAUCUCCACAAGCAGCAGCCCUGAGGCGCCCACCGCAGCAUUACGCUCUGCCGUUGCUGCCCCCGCCGGCGCUGCCGGUGCUUCUGCUGCUGUGUCCGCAAACACCGCACCUGGCUUGCCCAACCGCAGCAAUAGCUGCUGGCUGCAGCAGCCCCAGCAGCUGCAGCAGCUGCCGCAGGCGGCUGUAGCAGUGGCUGUAACGGCGCGGCUGAGCGGGCGGGAGGUGCCAGCAGUAGUGGCGCUGCGUGGCAGCAACAGCAGCCUCCACCAAAUGGAGGGGGCUGUGGUGCCAGCAGCCAACGAUGCUGCUCUUGCCACAUAUGCUGCCACCACCACCACUGCUGCGGACUCGCCGCCAGAGCCGCAGCACGCGGCCGGUGGCGGUGGCGGCGGUGCUCCCACGUGCACGCUGCAGCAGUGGCAGCAGCAGGCCCGUGGGGGCGCUGUGGCCGCAGCGGCGGAGGGCUGGCGUGCAUACGGCGGUGGUGCCAGCACCAGCAGCAGCGGAAGCAAGCAUGCCCGCCGCCGCAGCGGUAGCUGUCAUUCCAAGCAGCAGCACCUGAAGCGCCGAGGACGCGGAGCGGCGGAGAGCACGGUGGAGCCCGAGCUAAGUCCGGAGGAGGCGAGGCGGCGGGCGCUGCUGGACGCGCCCAGGCCGCCACCGGUCAUCACGCGUAUCGUCCGCUCGGCCUCCGGCGCCACCGUCAGCACCAUCCUAGGUGCCAGCGGCGGUAGCGGCGGUGACGGUGGCGGAGGUGGAGGCAGCGGAAACAGCGGCAGUGGAGGCAGCAGCGGUGACCUCUCGGCGAUGCUGGCGAUGCCGCUAGUAAUGCUUCUGCCCUCAUCGCCCGCCGCCGCCGCGCCCAGCUGCGGCCCUCAACGCCCUGGCACCGGCGGCGGCACCGUGGGAACGAAUGGCUUUGGCGCCGAGGACGUUAGCGAGGGCGGCGGCGGCGGGGAGGUCGGGCGUGAAGCUGUGCUCAACGUGCGUGGGGGAAAGGUGCGGGUGCUGCCGCCUCUGCACCGGCCUACGGCGGAGCACCAGCAGCAGCAGGGCAUAUCGCUGCCGCGGCGCAGCCCCUUCCAACCCGCCGACAGCAGCCGCCUCGCCCCGACUACUGCUCACAUCCAGCAGUGGCAGCAGCAGUAGCAGCAGCAGUGCUAGCUGGCAGUAGUGGUAAUGGCGGUGGCGAUCUGAUGACUGCCAUUCAUACAUUUUCGGCACGGCAGUAGCGGCAGCAGGCAGUGAAUGAAGGGGCUGGAGACGGAGAGGAGCGGAGAUGACGUAUGGAUGGCUUCAUUCAUAAUCGAGAGUCACCAUUGAUCAGAGCUCAUCAUCAUGACUUGCUUGAAGCUAGGAUUGAGCGCGGGAAUGGCCUUGUGCGUGGUGACUCCUGCCAUACAUACCGGGCGGGCGGGCCCAUGGUUCUUAUCACUGCGACACGUGGUUUGAUUCAGUAGAGAGUGGAAGACUGUGCAAGGUCGUUUUGUAUUCGGUUUGGUGGAUGCGACAUGUAGGCGACUAGGCGUGCACGUGCACCAAGUAAGUCCAUACCGCCCAUGCAGCCAUGUUUCCGGAUGAAGAUGAGCGCUCGUAUCCGUGGUAGACUCGUAUCCACACCAUUAGUAUACUUGACAGUAGUCACACUUUUACGUCUACGCAACCCCGGGAAACUUUAACCCCCAAUUUCAGAUGCUUGCUUGCUCAUUUGCACGCACAGAGAAGUGGUGGCGGCACGGCACUUAAUUCGAUGGAGCGGCGUGGCUGCCUCCGGCUAAGGUGCCACUCAAAGCAUAAUGGUAGCAAUUGGCAAUCGGCAACAGUUUGUUACAGGGGCCGCCCUGAUUUGUUAUGUAGGUUCAUUGGUUCCCUUGUCGCGCCUAUUCACUGUAAGCUGAUGAGGCAAAGCAGCAGGCUGGGUCUAUCUGCACGAUGCUGCAGUGUGCGCGCUGCAGUAGUACGAUGAAAUACGCGGCUGGGUGACGCCACACGCAAUAGCAUUCAAUAGGCACUACACUUUCUACUGGCUGUUGGUCUCAGUUGGUUGCAGCAAAUUUAGCUGUUUGCACGGGAUGCUGUUAGCUGCUAUAGGGACUACGGGCGAUGAGGAACACUAUGGGCAAAGGACUUGCAGCUGCACGGCUGGAGCCAGUGUGUGUGUGUGUGUGUGUGUGUGUGUGUGUGUGUGUGUGUGUGUGUGUGUGUGUGUGCGUGCGUGUGUGUGUGUGUGUGCGUGUGCGUGUGUGUGCGUGUGUGUGUGUGUGUGUGUGUGUGUGUGUGUGUGUGUGUGUGUGUGUGUGCGGGUAAGCUGGCGCUUCUCCUAUCGGGAACCGCAAGCGCACGCAGCGGCUUCUGGAAAAUGAAGCAUUGAAGUGGUUACAGAGCAUUCAUGCACGUUGACACGGUUCGUCUCGAUAGGAUUUAUGCAUUCAAUUCUGCGAAGGAGUUAAGGGGCGUAGCGGGCCUGCGCCCGCAUUUACACGUUUCGUGGGCGCCUGGAUGGGCGCACUGCCCUCAAUUACUGGGACGGAUUGUUGCAAGUCUUUUUGAACUGUUCUGCGGAUGCGCUGGUGUUGACAGUAAUGUGGUGCGGCGUUGAGUUUGAUGCGGGUAGCUGCUCCGAGUGGGGAAGGCAGCUCGUGUGGUGUAGAGGGCAGAGAGCGUGGGCAUGGGCGUAGGGCAUGUGUUCAGGCCCCGUGCUGCUGGGGCUUGGGGUCUAGUUAGCUGCUUUGCACGGGCUUUUGCACGGUGGCUGUAUGGUCGGCCCGGUGGGGCUGUGCGGUCACGGGGGAGGUUUACACGCGCGGGCCACUCCAGUGGUUGUCGGCGCCCUGGGGGUUGCGAGGUCGGUGGCGGCACCGCUCCAAGUUCGGCCAGGGAGGUUUGGAGACGUGUCAGGUUGUUGUUGGAGUUGAGUGCUUGUACCCCUGUGGUGUUCGCAAUGAGGAGUAGCUGCAGGCCCUGCUUGCUGCUGGCAGCCUCGUCGGCCGCCCCGAGGCCAUCUAACAUGGAAUCAGGGCCAGGAUGGUGACAUGCGGACUUGCAAGUAAGGCACUGGCUGGCGGCGCCUUUGCCUUGUGGGAUAAUCAUGAAGGUAAUGGCGGGGGUGGCCUGGUGUUCUAGGAGUUCGAUCGAUGCUGUUGCCCACGCCAGUGCCUUUGUGCAGGCGUCUGGGUCAGGGUCGUCGGGGUGGGCGAGGGAAAGGCCAUCAAACGGGGCCGUGUACGCAUCAUGUGAGGCCCCGAAGAGGGAGUCAGCUGCGUGUUGGCUGUAAUAUUUAGUGGCCCGGCCCGAGCAGUUGAGUGGAGAGGCAAAGCGUUCCACCAGCCCCACUGGGCGGUCAGGGUCUGAGUGUGUCGAGGCAAGGCAGUUAUACAGCGCCAGCUUCAGGGACUCGGGGAGAGAGCGCUCACGUGCGGGGGCCGACUUGCAUGUCUUGCCUUUGCUGUCUACCCGUGUGCGGAGUAGCAGUUUAGCCAAGUCUUCCGGGAAGCCCCCUUGAGAUCGGUGCGGGCUGGUUGCGUCAUGGUGGGUAGAUAGGGCGUGUUCAUACCGAGCUUUAAGAGUCAGCAAGGUACCUAGCGUAACGGAUGCUAUGUGGCGUCCGGUAGGGCUGUAAACGUGGGCGAGGGUGCGUUCAUCAGUGUAUGUGUCUGGGAUUUGGAUUGUAUACCUUCCGGUGGGGUGGACGUCGAGGUAGGGAUUGCACGGGUUGGUGUCAAUGCGCGGGUUCUGUUUGGUGGUGCGUCGGACGUGGGACGCGGCCACGUCGGCUUGCGUCCAUCGCCCUUGCUGUUGGGUAGGUGUAAGACGGGCGUCUUUGGGCUUGGGUUGUGGCAUGGGUGUAGGGGGUUCUGCAAGUUUCCGCAAGUGUUCGGAGAUGGCAUUUGGGGCAUUUGUCUACGGGUUCGCUGGUGGGGUUCCAUUUCAUGCGCAGGAAAUGUUUGCAGCACGCUUGCCCGUAUCCCAUGUGUGCGGCAGCAGUCCCAGUAUACUUCAUGCGGGUGUAGGCCUCAGCCGCUCCUUUAACGAUGGUU